This is a messenger RNA of Carya illinoinensis, 805 nucleotides long. Its product is annotated as NADH dehydrogenase [ubiquinone] 1 alpha subcomplex subunit 6-like. Gene Ontology annotation, biological process: response to oxidative stress. The transcript has 2 exons. The coding region runs from base 200 to 598 and encodes 132 amino acids. The record is from RefSeq and is a predicted model, not a curated record. NCBI's taxonomy places the organism in Eukaryota, Viridiplantae, Streptophyta, Magnoliopsida, Fagales, Juglandaceae.
UAUGAAAGCGGCGUCGUGUAAUCUGCACCGUACGAGGACUACUCUCUAAAGGACCCUGCCCCCAAUCUCCCAGCCCCUCUCGUCCCCGUUCUUUGUGAUACGUCGCUCCGGGUCUCCGUCAUCACUGACUGGUUCGCUUGUGAUAGAAUAGAAACAGUGCCACAGCUCUUCUUUCGCUUCGCUCGGUGAUUCGACUCAAAUGGCGUUCACACUACGGAGCGUGAAGGUGCCGCCCAACUCGGCGAAUCUUGCCGAAGCGAGGACCCGAGUCUUCGAUUUCUUCAGGUCCGCCUGCAGAUCCUUACCCACCGUCAUGGAUAUCUACAACCUCGACGACGUCGCUAAGGUCUCCCAGCUCCGCUCCACCAUCGCCUCCGAGAUUCGCAAGAAUUCCCACGUCACCAAUCCCAAGGUGAUUGAUAUGCUGCUCUUCAAGGGAAUGGAGGAGCUGAAUAACAUUGUGGAGCAUGCAAAGCAGCGGCACCAUAUUAUUGGCCAAUAUGUGGUAGGUCGUCAAGGGCUUGUGCAGGAUGUGGGCACCAAGGAUCAAGGCAUCUCCGACUUUCUCAAAAACUUCUACAACAGCAACUACUCUUGAAUCUUUGUUGUUCAACAGAUGUGCCGUGCCUCCUUUGCUUUUUGACGUGGGCUUCAGAAAUAAAGUUGUACUCAAAAUUGAUUUUGUAUCUUACUGGUUGAUAAAGAUCCCCGUAUCUUCUUUUGUGGUCACUUUGGUGGAACCGAAGUACUAUUUAUGAAACCUUGCUUUUUGCUCUAAAAAAUCGAGAGAAUUGAUGAGUUAGUA